Molecule: messenger RNA, 7528 nt
Organism: Gasterosteus aculeatus aculeatus (three-spined stickleback)
Lineage: Eukaryota; Metazoa; Chordata; Actinopteri; Perciformes; Gasterosteidae
Biological process (GO): negative regulation of transcription by RNA polymerase II
Cellular component (GO): nucleus
Molecular function (GO): DNA (cytosine-5-)-methyltransferase activity, acting on CpG substrates; protein binding; DNA binding
Source: RefSeq, a predicted model, not a curated record
ACAACGUUUAAUAGCACGUAACGUUGCAUAUUAAAGUCGUAGUUAUUUCUAGAAAACAAAUUUAGGUAAAUGCGGCCGUGCGUCAAAACAAGUCACGCGCUACAUAACGUUACGUGUCCGCUUCACGGCUGUAAAGGCAGUUUAGCUAACGUUAGCUUUUGUUGUCAACGCAACGCCUGUGCUUGUCUCACUACUAGCACGCUUAACGGUAGCUAACGUUAAAUUCGUUCACAAAACAAACUCCAAGUUAAAUAAUGUGGAUAUAAAGUAAAUUAUAAUCUCCGUUUGAUUCGUUUUAGACUGACUAAGCUAAUAACGGUUAACACAAUCGAAGUUGGAACACGGAUUUAGGUAUUUGCUAGGUAGCUAACGUUAGCUAGCGUUAACAGUCUUCUCAAUAAUUUGUCAUAUGGCCAACGUUUAGUUUAGAACAUUAAAAACUAAAAUUAUUCGCAUGAAUGAUAUGACUGGUACCGUAACAGACUAAAAUCACAUAUUUAAGGAAUUUACCUCCCUUAAACUUCGUACUUCCUACCUAUAGACUAGUAAGCUCUUCCGCCGGCCAGUGCACUGGCGCUUGUAGAACUUGUAAAUAGCUGACAAGAACUCCGAUGUAUUAUUCUACACAUUACUGUAAAACAGUUUAGAAUCCAAACCUGUGUCAGUUGUUGGUUUCAUUGAUUCUAUUGGUCAUAAUUGAAACCCCCUCUCAUCCGAUUGGCGUGGAGACUUCAACGUCAUGCUAAAUGGGUACUCUUGGGUACACACGGUUGCAUUCAUGUUCACACAGUAAACCAGUUAAUUUAACAACAUGCGUCGUGGUUGUUAUCAAAGAGCUGGGGGCGGAAAUUAAUUGGCUGUUUUAUAUCGAAUUCUCAGCCAUAAAACACGAAGGUGUAAAAUGAGUGAAAUACAUUUCACCGCUACUUGGCAUUCAGGCAGGGGAACACAUUGUGUACUUUCCCGGAUUACUUUCCCAAUCUAGUACCUAAAGGCAACAGGAAUAUGAGAUAAUUUAGUUCUUAAAUUAAUAAAUAUCGUAUGAUUUCAAGUGUGUUUACCACCUUUAAUCCUCGACGUUUAGAUGUAUUUAUUAUGUAUGUAUUUUACUAUGACAGUCCGAACACACGUGUGCCGUCCUCUUUGUUUACCUUUCUACGCCUCUAUGCGUUCACUGGUUACCCCGUUUUUAAAGUCACAUUGCAAUGACUUGUGGGUAAUUCUUUGGGCAUCAUACGGAGAGGGUUCAUACAGGACUCAAAAUGUCUGCCAGACCCAUAUGUCUAUGGCCAGAACGCCCUCAAAUCGGACAGCCCGAAACCCUUCGCGCAGGUAGCUAGCGGGAGCGCGCCUUGGAAUCCGUAAAAUCGGGAUUGGGCCUUAAAGUGAGCGAGGUUCACCGGUGUUCCUUGCGUGCGUGGGAUCAAUAUUUCGUAGGAAUGUCCUUCCGGGACACGUUUCGAUUUACUAGAGAACACAAGGUUUAGCAGUUAACGUGCGCGAGGCCGUGGUUGUGACGUCGGGGAUGCGGGGAAGAAGGUCAUUAGAAGAUGGACAUGGAGGUGGCAGUGAAUGUGUUUCUGCCGAAGCCCACACAAUUGAUCCCCGACGACGGGCUGCUGGCUUGGCUCAAUGACACUUUACAGACGAGCUUCACCAACGCGGAGCAGCUAUGCGGGGGUGGAGCAUUUUGCCAGCUGAUGAACUGGUUGUUUCCCAAGUCCAUAGACCUCUCAAGCGUCCAGUUCCUAUGCAACAACAUGGUGGACGCCAUUCCCAACUACAGAUUACUGAAUGCUGCAUUUAAAAAAGUUGGAGUUUUGCGAUGCAUCCCCAUUGAGGAGCUGAUAAAGAAGGACACGGCAUGGUUUCUGGCCUUCCUAUACUGGUUUAAGGCAUUCUUUGAAAGGAACCUGCACCAGGACAGGAAGUACAAUCCCCUGGAGGCUAGAGGUGGACAGAGCAUGGUUCCUGCUUACUCGGCAGAACCCAAACCCCAAAAAGACAAACUCAUUGAAAAUAGUCCAGAUGUAAUAGUAGUGAUAUCUGAUGAAGAUGACGAUGUGAUGGACUUGACAGCGGAGGAGGAAACUGAGACACAGAAGACGACAGUGGAAGAAGAUUCGAAGGACAAAAGGGUGACGCAAGCAGUAGCAGCAAUGCAGAAAGGAAGUGGCCGCAGCGAUGAUACUUUGUUGCGCUUCGUCAAAAGAUACAGACAUACAAGCGGAGACUCUCAGGUUUCUGGCCCCAUCUUGAGUCCAAACCACCCCACCGACAUUGUAAUGGCGUGCUCCCGCGUGCCGUACUCCCUCUACCUGUAUGUUGGCGUGGAGCUGGGUGGAGGCCAGAACACGAGCGUCGUCCUGGUCGGCUACUUCGACCAGAGCUCAGGGGUCAGCGUGGUAAAGCCGCUGCUCACGUUGCAGUUGAGCGUCGAUGCCGUAGACAAACCGCAAACCACAGCGGACGCCGUCCCCAACGCAGCCGCUGCCGACGCCCGCCUUCUGAUCGAGAAGCUGAAGAAAUGUGGUCUCCUCCUGUCCAAAGUUGUCACGUUCUACUGUAACGCUCCACACCCCGGGGUGAGCCGGGUGUUUGUAUCCAUGCUCCAGGCGUACAACCCAAAGUUGAUGUCACUCUGCGGCCUCCCCGACGUGGCAGAGAGAGCCUGCCAGGCGGGACUCCUGGCUUCCUUCAGUUGCGUGGUUGACCUGGUUAGAGACAUCCACGAUCUCCUGCACACCUACCCACCCGUCAGCGACGAUCUGAAAGGGCUGUUUCUGGAGCCGUACAACCCAUCCCGUCCUGUGCAGGUUUUGUUCACCACCCACUCUGUGCAGAGGAUCGCAAGCAGCUGGAGGCCUCUAGUAGACUAUUUGAAGUCACUGAAGCAAGCGGACGAGCGCAUCAGAACCCAGCUGAUGGAUCAUAAAGUUAAACUUCGCUUCAUCUUCCUCUCCCACAUGUUGGAGCCCCUCCAAGCUCUCCAAAAAUUGCAGGAGUGCGGCACCAGCGUGGUAGCCGAGGUUCAGCUGACGGCCAUGCUGGUUCGCUUCUACGCGACCAAUCUCCUCCGGCCCUCUGUCGCCGAGCACUUUUUCACAAUGCGAGACGUGAGGGUCUUACAAGAUGGCACAAAGCUGCUCCCAAUAACUGAGGUGCAAGUCGGGGCUCGUGCCAGAGAAUUCCUUUGGGCCACCGCAGUCGUCGAUCUGGGAGAACAGGAGAGGAGGGACUUCCUGAAGGACGCCGCGACUUUCUAUAAAGCAGCACUCGAGUGUUUAGUGGAGAGUCUUCCUCGGCACCUCGGAGAGGUUGUACUGACUAAUAUCUACACGGUGCUGAAACAUUCUGGAAGUAUACGCGGUAACACACUGUCCAGGAAUGUGCUGUACGAGUUGGGCUUUCAGCUGGGUCUGUUCAAAUGUGGGCUUUCAGAGAAGCAUCAGCUGGCGUACGACUACCAUAAACUCAUCAAGACGGUGAAAGGGGAGCAUGGCUGGCAAAAGAUCUUGGAUGCCACCAGACCACACUCGGCUCUGCGUAUGCUCUUCCUGACCGUCCUGGCCCUGCCGAGCUCUCUGGGCCGGACGCAGGUGUUUGAUAAAGUGUUCAAAAGGGCUCCUCCUCCCAGCAAGUUGAUCCCUGCAGCCUUAUCGCAGUUCCGCUGUUUGGCAGAAGAACCGCUUAUCAGUAAACUAAGGAACUCUGUCCAGGUCGUUAGAAGUGACAAGAAGAACCAAGAGGCCUUGUCAGAGGAUGGGGAUUGUGUUGAGGUGGCCAAAGCCAGUUUCCAUCUUCUUUCCCAAGCCUCCAGCCGAGUGGAGGACUCUGACUACACAGACAAUUCCUCCGAUGUGGUUGAUACCACAGAGGUUUUCGAAACAAGUCCAUCUGCAAGUCCAAUGAAAACAGCAAGUGAAAGAACUCCACAGUCUGCAUUCGUUGAGGUCCUUGUUGAUCGGGAUGAUGGCGGGAUUUCAACAAGCACACCACCUAACUCAGGACAAUUGCUGCACGUGAUAGGGGAGCUGGUCUGGGGUCAAGUGGAUGGUUUCUCUCCCUGGCCAGCCAUCAUACGCUGCAGCGGAGGGGAGCAACUCCCAGACACUGGGAUGGUUGAGUGGUACGGACAAAACAUGUCCUCUCAAGUCAGUUUAAAGGCCCUGAAACCAUUUGCUGCCUUCGCCCAGCACUUCUGUUCUAACUCCUUUGCCAUCCUCAUCACCUACCGAGAAGCCCUCUUCACGUCUCUGCAGGAGGCCGCUCUACGUUGUAAGAAGGAUUUCUCUGAAUUUGUUGGGGACCGAGAUGAGCUGCUGAAACACAUGCUGGACUGGGCUUUAGGAGGAUUUCAGCCAACGGGCCCAGAUGGACUCAAACCAACAGAUGUCCCAAACGAUGUUACUCAGAGGGGCAAAAGAGCAAAACCUCUCAGCUCCUCCGGCCCAAGGAGCAGAACCAGCAACACCAUCAGGACUAAGCCAACAGAAAAGUCAGUCUCUGAUAGAAAACUGUCACGCAACUCCAAGGAGAAGUUGUCUCCAGGGAGUGGAGGUGAAAGUGCAUCGGAGGAAGGAUUUGAUUCUGCAGAAAGAAGCACUAAAAGAGUCCAUGGAGGAGGGGAGGGGGAGAGAGAUGACUGGGGAGGACAAUGGGAGAAGGAGAGAGGAAAGGGGAAGGGAGGGAAGGCUCAGAAGAAGAAAAGCAGUCCAUUUGAUGGAUUUGAUGAUGACAUGUCACCGGACUUUUUGCCCUACAAGAAGAAGACCAUCAACAAACCUUACAAUAAGGUCAACCAGACGACCAGUGCGUACACCCAGCCGGACCAGGAACUCAGAGAGAAUAUCAUCCGUACAAUCAUGGAGAAGAAGCUUGACAUCGAAGGCUUCUGUUUGUGUUGUGGGACCAAAGACGUUGACAUAUUCCACCCUCUGUUUAAAGGCAGCCUCUGCUCCAUGUGUAAAGAUAACUUAAAAGAAACCCUGUAUUGCUUUGAUGAUGAUGGAUAUCAAUCGUAUUGUACCAUCUGCUGCUAUGGACUGGAGGUCCUACUGUGUGGCAAUGAUAGCUGCGGCAGAUGUUAUUGCACAGACUGCCUGAACAUCCUUGUGGGUCCCGGGACGUUCGAUUCAUUGAAGGCUGUGGACCCGUGGAUCUGCUACUUGUGUCAGCCUCAUAAACCCCACGGCGCUCUGAUCCCCAGAGAGGACUGGAGCAUUCGUGUUCAGGAGUUAUUCGCCAACACCAGUGCCAUGGAGUUUGAGCCUCACCGUGUUUACCCGUCCAUCCCUGCAAACCUGCGCAGACCAGUCCGAGUUCUCUCACUGUUUGAUGGCAUAGCAACUGGCUACUUUGUGCUGAAGGAACUCGGUUUCAAAGUCGAGGCAUAUGUUGCUUCAGAGAUCUGUGAAGAUUCGCUUGCCGUGGCGACCAUCAACCACGAUGGGAAGAUCCACCAUGUUGGUGACGCCCGGUUCAUCACCCACGAACACAUCAAUGAGUGGGGUCCAUUUGAUUUGCUGAUCGGAGGCAGCCCCUGUAACGACCUCUCUAUUGUCAACCCGUUGAGAAAAGGCGUUUACGAGGGCACUGGCAGGCUCUUCUUUGAAUACUACAGGAUCCUUCAGCUUCUGAAGCCCAAAGAGGAAGACCCACGGCCAUUCUUCUGGCUGUUUGAGAACGUGGUCUUCAUGAACACGCACGACAAAGUCAACAUCUGCCGCUUCCUCGAGUGCAACCCCGUGCUGGUGAAUGCAGUCAAUGUCAGCCCUGCUCACAGAGCCCGUUGCUUCUGGGGAAACAUUCCGGGGAUGAGCAGGCCCAUUACAGCGUCCCAGAACGACAAGCUGAAUCUCCAGGACUGUUUAGAGAUUGGUAGAAAAGCAAGGGUCUCUAAGGUGAGGACGAUCACCACCAAUCCAAACUCUCUGAAGCAGGGAAAGGGUGUCAAUUCCCUGCUGCCUGUCCUCCAUAAUGGCAAAGAGGACAACCUCUGGAUCACGGAGCUAGAAAGGAUAUUUGGGUUCCCCAAACAUUAUACCGAUGUGAGAAACAUGAACCGGCAGCAGAGGCAGAAGGUGCUGGGGAAGGCCUGGAGCGUGCCAGUCAUCCGUCACCUGUUUGCUCCCCUGAAGGACUAUUUUGCCUGCGAGGAGCUUCCUCCUUUGACCACCUCCAACUCCAGCCCCUCUCCGUCCUCCCCUGCGUCCCCAGAACUGGAGCAGCUGAGAUAAAGUGGAGUUUGGCAAUGUUUUGUAUAAUAUAGUUUGUAUGUUCUAUAAGAAGUCAGUGGAGUACUAAUGAACUAUGCAGUCUCUCUACUUUGAGCUCACAGACAGGCUUUUGUGGAUCCCUGACACACGGACGAAAGGCCUACACACUUGAGUCUGUGUGCACAGCCAACAAGUCACUUCGGCUUCCAAGCCUGCAGAAGAUGCUGCUCCAGCUUCUACAUCAACUCUGUAGCUUUUCCUACCAAAUCUUUCCACCUACUGAAGACGCUGCCAAUCCUCCCUGUUUUCAAAGGCUAAAAGAGUCCAGUGGAUAGCAGGGACAUAGUGGCAUCACUGGUCAUUUUGUAUUUCCUUUUUACACUUGUCUCUGGUAUGUCUGUGCAGGGAGAAGGUUUAUCAGUCAUGUCUCUUGAGGAAAUAUCGUCGUGAGCAUAGAUUUAAUCGUUGCACAUAUGGCAUAAACCCCUGAGCUUUUUACGUAUUUUAAAAAAAUGGAUGAAAAAUAAUGUUAGAAACGUGAGAUAUUUUUCUGUCAUAAGCUUGAUAUUUUAUUUAUGAAUGAAUUGUCAUUUGGGGCGUGAAUAAUGUUGAGCUGCCCAACUUUACCGUCAGAUUGGAAUGAUUGCUGUUUAAAUGAGAAAACCGGAACUGUGCACACAUCUGUCAGUAGAUUAAAAGGAUAAGUGCAUGUGCACGUGCACUGGAACUUUUACACCAACAAAACUGUGAUGGACAUAAGAGCCAACGUUUUCAUACUAAAGGUCUAGUUGACAAUUUGUCUAGCAGCUUUUUUUGUUAAAGUAGUAUUCGGUUUUGUGUCUUCAUCAGGGUAACUGAAAUAAAAUAAAUGGUCGGAUUUUUAAAGUUUUUAGUUUGUUUUUUUCAACAGAAUCAUAAUGGUUCAUUUGUAUAGUUAAUGUGUUUCUUUAUAUGCUACAAUGUUUUGUUAAGUUGUGAAUUUUUUUUUAAUGUUCAUUCUGUGAGGGCCCAUCCGAUCCUGUGUAUUGCAUCACAUACUGUGUUUCAAUGUUUGAGGGAAACAUUGUGUAUUUUGACAAAUGAAUGUGUGCAUUAAAUAAGUGUUAAACAAAUACAAUCUUAUUUUACUUAAGACCAUUCAAAUACACUUUCAACUUUAGGUUUGCUAUAAGGAUAAACAGUUUUAACUUCAAAUACCUUUUAUUUUUAUUUUAAUCCAUUUUAUAAAUCAUAUCCACAGUCAAUAAAAAUAGACAAGGAGAUUAAAGGUUUUACUUUUUGCAAAGCAAAAUAAAGGAGCAAGUACCAAA